UGUGCGCCUGGAUGUGUGACGGGGAGGUCGUGUUUUGCGCCGGAGAGGGAAACGCACCGCAGUGAUAAUCGAGUUUGUGUGGUGACUACGGCCAGCGAGAUUUGUUAAAGGUUUCUGUGGUUGGAACUUUGAGUAAGUGUAAAGGAAGCGUAAAGGAAGCGUGAAGGAAGCGUAAAGGAAGCGUGAAGGAAGCGUAAGAUGCGUGCGCCUUGCCCGUGACCCCCGGAGAAGAGCAGCCGCCCCCAAGUGGCAGCGUAGAGGCGCCCCCAGAGCCACGAUCACGAUGCACCCGCACCCGGACUACUCGGACCUCGAGCACGACUCCCUGGACGUCGCGCGGGACUCGCUGGAGCCAUGCUACGCCUUCCCGAAGGACGACCUCCUGUACGACAGCCUGCAGCCGGUGCCGACGGGGCGCGGCCUCUUGGGCGGCCUCGACGCCGGCUUCCCGCUCGGCGCCAAGAUCCGCUUCAACCCGCUGUCGUUCCACAUGCCCGGCAUCGGCGACGACGACCAGGACUACGAGGAGAUGCUGCACGACCACAGGGCCUUCGAGCCGUCCUGGGGGCGGCCCGACGCCGACGCCGAGCAGAAGUACUCGUGCCGCAGCGAGUACAUCGUGGCCGGGGGCGAGUACCAGACGCCGUCGCCGCCGCCCGCGCCGCCGCCCGCGCCGCCGCCCCUGGUGGACGUCCCGAUGCUGCGGAAGGCGCUGAGGGCGUCGCGGGACGACCUGCGCGAUGAGCGGCCGGCGACGCCGAUCCUCAGCCUCCACAGGCGCGGCGGGAGGAAGGCGCUGGAGGGCGAGGAGGUCAAGGACGAGCUCGCCGACAGCGACUUCGACAGCUUCGAGAGGAAGCGGUCCGUGACGGAGUCGGCCUCGACGGACAGCUUCUACGACACGCCGGAGGGGGACGUGUACGACCCGUCGCUGCCCUACAUCCCGCCCGCCCUCCAGCCGGCGCCCAAGACGGCCCUCAAGUCCGGCUUCAAAACCAGUCGCCUGAGCGUGAACUUCGAGGACGACAUCUACGACCCGUCGCUGCCGCCCAUCCCGCUGCUGGACGACCCGCCCGCGCCCGCCCUCAAGUCCGCGCUCAAGGGCAGCGUGAGCUCCCGCCGCAGCGCCGGCAGCGACUUGAGCGAGAUCACCAGCGUCUCGCCCGGCCUCGACGACUGGCACGAGACCCUGGGCGCCACCUCGAGGAUGGGCUGGGCCAUCAUCCUCUACCACGCCGUCAGGAACAACUUCAAGCCGCGCGCCUUCGCCCGCCUGGCCUUCCAGGGAAGCCGCGAGUUCGUGCGCGCCGUCGCCGACUACAUGACGACCGGCUCGACGCUCCUCAACUUCAAGAAAGGAGACAUCAUCAGGAUCAUCACCACGGAACAGUACGGGGACAAUGGUUGGCUCCAGGGCACGCUGGACGGGCGCUCGGGGCUGUUCCCGAUGGAGUACGUGGUCCCCAUCGGCCGCUCGGAGGCCCGGAGCGCCGCCAAGGAGAGGAGCAAUCACGUGAAGGCGGAGGACGCCAUCGACCCGGGGCUGAUCGAGAACGAGUUGGAGGUCCGCAGCGCCGUCAGCGGGACGACCUCGACGUGGACGCAGCCGCCGCAGCACCUCAGCCACAACCACAACCACAACCACAACCACACGCUGAGCCACGACGAUUCGGGCCACUCCUCUGGCGGCGAGGGCGGCGGCGGCGGCGGCGGGCGGUCGGGUAGCGGGGCGAGCGGCAGCGGCAGCCAGCCCGUGGUGCACGACGGCAAGCACUCGCUCCUGCAGUUCGCCCUCCAGCACUUCCGCCUGUCCAAGGAGCAGGGCAUCGUGCAGUCCGACGGCACGCUGCAGACCGGGAACAACAAGAACAAGAAGAAGAAGACGAGCAAGGACCAGGUCGCUGAGUGGACGUGGAAGGAACAGGUCGAGAUGGUGAAGUUCAGCCAGUCGCCCUUGACCGCGUCGCUGCUGCCCCUCGUGCCGGAGCUGGACAACCUGGCCAUCGAGACCUUUGUGGCCGUGAUGCGCUACAUGGGAGACUACCCCAUGGCCCCCCAGCAGACGGAGGUCCACUGCGUCUACACGAUCCUCAUGAACUGCCACAAGCACCACGCACUCCGGGACGAGGUCUACUGCCAGAUCAUGAAGCAGACCACCACCAACAAGUCCUCCAUCCCGGACUCCUGCCAGCGCGGGUGGAGGCUGUUCUCCAUCGUCGCCGCCUACUUCACCUGCUCCGAGAGCCUCAAACCGUACCUCUUCAAGUAUUUGGAAACCGCGGCGUACGAUAAGCGGAGAGCGUAUCACGGCACAUCGAUGGUUUGCCUGCAAAACCUCCGCAAGACCUUCAAGUACGGAGGUCGCAAGAAUGUGCCGAGCAUCGAGGAAAUCACCGCCAUCACCGCGGGAAGGAACUCCAAGCGGCAGAUCUACAGGCUUCCGGGGGGCACCGAGAGGGUCAUCAACACCAAGAGCACCUCGGUUGUGCAGGACAUUAUCGAAGAGAUGUGCAGCCUCAUAGGAGUACGAAAUCCCAACGAGCAGGAAGAGUACAGUUUGUACUGCAUCGUCGAGGGAGACACGUUCACCAUGCCGCUGGCCAGAGAAGAGUACAUUCUCGACGUCACGACAGAACUCCUGAAGAACCAGCAGGUCUUCUACCUGAUCUUCUGCCGGAGUGUGUGGUACUACCCUCUGCGCUCGGACAAUGCCCUUUAUUACGAGGUCGUGUUCAACCAGAUUGCUCCAGAUUACCUUGAGGGGCUGCUGCUCGUCACGCCCGGGGAACAGCUGCAGCAAGAUGUCAUUUACGACAUCGCCAAAGUGGCCGCCCUCCUGCACCGCGCCGCCGACCUGGAGGACGUCCCCACGAUGAAGGAGGUCAAGUACCUGCUCCCGAAGCCGGCGCUGACGGUGCGGGACGUGAAGCCCCCGCAGUGGGUCAACAUGGUGCAGUCUGCGUGGCCGGAGGUGGCGCCGCUCACCAGCCUGCAGGCCAAGGCGCAGGUUCUCGAAAUCCUGCAAUCGUGGCCGCUGUUCGGGUCGUCCUUCUUCGCCGUGAAGCGCGUGACGGAGCCCAAGGAGCGCUCCGACCACAUCCUGGCCCUCAACAAGCAUGGCGUCCACUUCCUCGAUCUCCUCACGCAUGAGACCCUGAUCAAGUACAGCCUGGCCGAGGUGAUGAGCACGCGCAAGGUGAAGAGCGAGGACGAGCUCUACCUGGACAUGAAGUGCGGCAACCUGAUGCAGCAGCGAAUCACGCGCAUCCAGACGGAGCAGGCGCACGAGAUCUCGCGCCUCAUCCGCCAGUACAUCACCAUCGAGCAGCGGACGACCGGCCACGCGCGAGGCGACAACCCCAAGGACGUGACGCUCUCGAGAUGAGUCCCGGGCGAGGACGAGGGCGAGGGCGAGGGCGAGGGCGGAGGCCGGGGGUACUCUGGCUGAGGCGCAGGGGAUGUGAAGGAAGACAUUUCGAUGGCGGCGAGGCUCGUGGGUGGGCUAAGUACCGGAGAGACUGCUACUUAUAUAUAUAUAUAUAUAUAUAUAUAUAUAUAUAUAUAUAUAUAUAUAUAUAUAUAUAUAUAUAUAUAUAUAUAUAAAGAUCAUAUCAUAUAUCUUAAGUGGAACGAAAAUACUUCUAUAUAAUUGCAAUAAUGAACCCUCAGUCUUACGCACCCAUGUAGAGUCUGUCCUAAACGAGGGGAAGGACCACAUGAAUGCUCAAAGUACACGAUUUUUUUAAUGCCAUGUAAGUAUUGAUUUUAGGCGAGUGUGGGUGCUACAUUGGUGUGAGUGUUAUCACAUCACAUGGUUGUAUUCCCCUUAGUGUCUGGCCGUCCUCUGGCGGCGUUGCCCGUUACAGGGGGGGCGGGGGGGGAGUCGAGGACCUAAACUCCAGUAUUUGACUUUUUUUUAUCGUGGAUGAGAUGAUGAAGAUGAAUAUGAAGAUGAUGAUGGUGAUAAGGAAGUUUUCGUUGUUUUUUUUUAUGUUGUGAAUUGUGAGAUAGACUUUUUUUUAAAUGUGCUGACUUGACCUUCAUUUGGGUUAAAAAAAAAAAGACGUUUAUACGAUUUUAUAGGAUUCUGAUCACGUUUUUGUUUUUUGAGAUGGUUUAUAUCUAGUAUAUGGUAUAUCUGUGUGAGAAGAGAAGUGGCUGAGGUGUGCAUGUCAUAGAGAAUGAUAAAAAAAAGUGUGAAUAGUGUGACUCGGAUAGAAAGUUAAGUACUGAUGCCAUAUAGCCUGUAUGAUAUAAGAUUUUUUUUUCUAUUCCGCAUCAAAGGAUUUUUUCCCCUCUCUCCUGCAUUAAUUUUUAUACCUGUCGUGUAUGUCUUUUCUAAAGAGAUUUUUUUAAAGAUUUUAUAUGGUAUCUAUGAUGUACCAUUGUAAUGCUGACUUUUUUCUCCCAACCAUUUUUUCUGGUUUUAGAAAAAAAUAAAUAAACUUUGCAUAUGUUUAUGGAAAGUGAUGACUCGUGUUUACAGAUGUACGAACAUUUCGCUUGACGAUUUUCACAAAACGGCGAAAAUGAGACAGAGAAUUUGUGCAGGUUUUUGGAGAGAGAAAAUGCAUGUGUAUAUAAAAUAGAAUUUUGAUUAUUUAUUUAUAAGUUGAUAAUGUGCAUGGCUAAAAUUAUAUGCAAAAGACGAUGUCCAUUAUACAGAUCGAAAGAAUGUCAAGAGAAUUUUGAAGGGUUUGAAAAAUGCAUUUAUGCAAUAAUUUUUUUUGUCAGAAAUUUAGCAGCUGUCGUGCACUGCUCAAUGAUGUGAUUAAUGUAUAUGUCUUUGUUAUAUUGUUACAAUAACUUACUAACUAUACUAUAUUUUAUUUUCAUAUGCUUAUUCGGCACUUUGUCUGUAAAGCUUUCUUCUAACAAUAAAUUUGAAUAUUUUGA
Messenger RNA from Penaeus monodon (black tiger shrimp), 4896 nucleotides. RefSeq names its product unconventional myosin-XV-like. Gene Ontology annotation, molecular function: protein binding. Gene Ontology annotation, cellular component: cytoskeleton. The record is from RefSeq and is a predicted model, not a curated record. Lineage: Eukaryota; Metazoa; Arthropoda; Malacostraca; Decapoda; Penaeidae.